CCGAGCCGAGCCGCGUCCAGCACAGCAAGCCACCGAGCGGGAGCACGAGGGAGCGACCCGGAACCGCCAUGGCCUCGCAGAACGCCGACCCUGCCGCCGUGCCCAGCGCCGCCGCCCGCAAAGGGGCUGAGGCGGGAGCCACGGCCGCCCGAGGCUCCGUGGGGAAGAGGCUGCAGCAGGAGCUGGUGGCGCUGAUGAUGUCCGGCGACAAAGGCAUCUCCGCCUUCCCCGAGUCCGAUAACCUCUUCCGCUGGAUCGGCACCAUCGACGGUGCGGCGGGCACGGCCUACGAGGAGCUGCGCUAUAAGCUGUCCCUGGAGUUCCCCAGCGGGUAUCCCUACACCGCGCCCACGGUGCGCUUCCUCACGCCCUGCUACCACCCCAACGUGGACGCUCAGGGCAACAUCUGCCUCGACAUCCUGAAGGAGAAGUGGUCGGCGCUGUAUGACGUGCGCACCAUCCUGCUGUCCAUCCAGAGCCUGCUGGCAGAGCCCAACAUUGACAGCCCGCUGAACACGCAUGCUGCUGAGCUGUGGAAGAACCAGGCUGCCUACAAGAAGUACCUGCGGGAGAUGUACAGCAAGCAGGCUAAGAGCCAGGAGACCUGACCCCCACCACACCACCCCCUUGUCCCUGUCUGCUGCGCCUUUCUGUAUUAUAGGCUGUUUUUAACUUAAUUCUGGAGUGCGAGCUACGGUUAAUGUAUAAAUAAAUACGCAUCUAUAGGUUCUUC
Molecule: messenger RNA, 733 nt
Organism: Phasianus colchicus (ring-necked pheasant)
Lineage: Eukaryota; Metazoa; Chordata; Aves; Galliformes; Phasianidae
Gene: UBE2C
Product: ubiquitin conjugating enzyme E2 C
Source: RefSeq, a predicted model, not a curated record